CCAGUUUCGAAUCACAUUUGAGUAGACGUGCAGUUUGUGUAGUUUCCAAACGACGGCAAAUUCCCAUCCCAAUACCACUACCUACUACAACCUAUACACACUUCCCAAUGGCAUCUAUGGGUCAAUCCUUCCAAUAUUCCAUGUUGCGUGUCCUUGUGUUGUUGUUCCUCUUUUCCAUGGCUUGCAUGGCCCAGACAUUCCAAUACUCACGCGGUUGGACCAAUGGGAAACGAAAUGGACCUGGAAAUGUUGCCACAAAUAUAUUUCACAGAGACGAUGAGGGUCUAUCCGAAAUAUUUGAUAUUCAAGAUGUGAAUGAGAGGCGAUUGGAAAGAUGUCUAUUGCAACUUCAACAUGCUUUAAGGAAUCCUCUGCUGCUGCGCUCAACAGCUGCUGCCUUGGCUUUGAAUCCAUUGUCCGCCGGCAAUCAAAAUGGCAACAACAACAGCAAACUGAAUAAUGGCAAUAAUCCCCUGUUAAGAAGUCAUCAAUCAAAUGAGUUGUUUGAGGAAUUGAAUAGCUCGCUUAUUGAUGCCAGUGAUGAUUAUGGCAAACACUAAAAAAAAUAACAACGGAAAUAUUUUGGAAGAACAAUGAGCCCCCAACGACAACAGGACACUAACAAGGAACUCGAUUUUAAUGUUAUAAUACGCGAUACGGAAAUUACUCAACUUAACCUUUAUACAAUUAUCGAAUGAUUAAAUCUAGCAUAAAAAUGCUACUAAAAUGCAAAAAAAUAAAAAGAAAAUUAAAACCAAAAAACAUCAUCUGAGGCUGGCUUAUAAUACGAAAAUAUGUUGACUUGUAACACACACAAACAUACCUACAUAAAUGAUAACUUCUCCAUUUUUUGAUAUUAUGUAAAUAUAUUUAUAUGGACAUUUUUUUAAUGUUAAUGAGUGUGUAGAGUUUAAAUUAAAUACAACAA
Messenger RNA from Musca domestica (house fly), 928 nucleotides. RefSeq names its product pro-corazonin. The coding region runs from base 108 to 560 and encodes 150 amino acids. The record is from RefSeq and is a predicted model, not a curated record. Gene Ontology annotation, molecular function: corazonin receptor binding. The transcript is spliced from 3 exons. NCBI's taxonomy places the organism in Eukaryota, Metazoa, Arthropoda, Insecta, Diptera, Muscidae. Gene Ontology annotation, biological process: positive regulation of heart contraction.